AUGGCGGCGCCCAUGGAGAACGCGACUAAAGGCACGCGUUUAUCGGGAAGCUCUACCAGUUUUCAGAAAAAAUCCCGCAGUAAACUGAUUCAGAUUCCUGGUACUAAACCGUCUGUUCAUACCGGGCAGCUCAUCGUCUCUUCCGGUGUUCCGUCACUGGACUGUGCUCUCGGCGGAGGUCUGGCAGUGGGAAGCCUGCUGCUUAUUGAGGAGGAUGAGUUUGACAGUUACUCACAUGCAUUGUUGCAGUAUUUCCUGGCGGAAGGGGUGAUGAGUGGACACGAAUUAUUUGUUGCUUCUGCUCAAGAUCACCCUGAUGACAUCAUAAAGGAUCUUCCAUCUCCACUUCAGGAUGAAGAUCCAGACCUUAAAAACGCAUCAUCGUCGAGUCCAGGUCAACAAGACGCCAUGAAAAUUGCCUGGCGCUAUCAGAACCUUCCUAAGUUCCAGAGCGUGCUGUCCUCUUCAUCUCGGUUUGGUCAUUAUUAUGACCUCUCCAAACAUAUGGAGCAAGAUCUUCUACAACAUGCCAAGAUUCACACGUUCUACCUGCCUGAAGAGCAACCAGCAUCUACACAUCUCAGUGGUGUUCUUGGACCGUACUCUGUGUUACUACACUCUAUCCAGUCACUAAUCAGACAAAAUGGGUUUGAUGGAUCAAACUCACAGGUGAAGACUUGUAAUGUGCUACGACUUGCUCUUCACUCUCUGGGGUCAGGACUGUGGGGUGAUGAUGUGUGUGUUAGCCCUGCCCACAAUCACGCCCUGUCGACCUUUCUCUAUGUCCUCCGAGGCCUCCUACGUUCCUCCCUUUCUGUUGCUAUGGUGACAGUACCCACUCACCUCAUCAGGAAUAAAUUACUAAGAGGGAGGUUGAUCAGAUUGAGUGACACCGCUAUUGCGUUGCAGUCGUUCUCCGCUGCAGACAGAAACAACUCACUUUAUAAGGACUACCAUGGUCUUCUGCAUGUUAUCCAGGUUCCUCGGCUGAACUGUUUGGGGUGUGAAGUUCCCGAUACAAAGGACCUCGCAUUCAGACUGAAGAGGAAACAGUUCACCAUUGAGAGGAUGUAUUUGCCACCUGAUCUCUCUGACUCAGUUAGUCGGGUCAGUAAAGUUCAGCUUGCUCCAGUUUGUACUUCUGAUGGAACCAAACACCUGGACUUCUAGAGUGCAUCCUCCCCUUUCAUAUUAAUAGAUAUCCUUCACUGUCAUAAAAUAACAUGUGUUACUCCAAAGGAAAAAAUUAGUGAUAUUUUAAUCUUAAUUAAUGUUCAUGUGUGGCACUAUGGAGAGAGAGAGAAUGUGUGUGUGAGAGAGCGAGAGUGUGAGUGAGAGAGAGUAGUGCUUGUAACCCUGUUGGUUUCGCUGGGAUUAUUAGGAGUCUAAUCACCGAACCCUUCACAUUCAUUCACUCACACACAAUCUUGUAAUAAUAACAUUCUGGGGUCAGUAGUCCCACACAUGUGUUGUGGGAACACCACUUUCCUGAGGUCCUACGGCUGUGAAAAAAAUCAGGCUUGUAUAAUUUAAGCCUGAGAACACAAAUAUCAUCUCAAAUUCUGGAUUUAAAUCACAAUAUUUCUGUGCUUGUUUUUUUCCACACACCUAAUGGGGACAUAAGACCUUAUCAUUAAUGAGGACCUAAUUUGCAUACACAGUAAAUAAGCUGGUUUUCAUGUUGCAGUGGGGACAUCACCAGAUAGUUAAUUUGCAUACACACAGAUCAGGUAAUUUAUAUAACAACAAGGGGACAUGGUUUUAAAAAACAAAGUUGUCAAUUUAACUCUAUAAUAAUUUAUACAAAAUUACAAACUAAGUAUGUCUAAUUUAGAAGGCUGUCUGUAAAGCAGACAUGAUGUGUAUUUUCUCUAUUUGAAGGUUUAAGCUUCUCAUGAAAUUAUAUUGAAUUGUUCUUAAUUGUUUAUACCAAGGACUCUUACCCUUAUUUGUGAAAUAUGCAAUCAGUGAAAGUUUGGUUAUCAAAAAGCUCUCUUACAGAAAUUUCAAUAUCUGCACAUAUUAGAUAACAUACUACAUUUUUUUUUGGAACUUUCUAUUACCAACAGAGGAACCCUUUGAGAAACUUGUUAAGGAAGGUGGUACCAGUGCCAGUACCAGGUAUUAGUUUUGAGGCUAUAAUUCUAAGAAGCGUUUCAUUUCCUGCUCCAAAGUAUACUUUUUUUUUGUGGAAUAGAAAGUAGAGGUGCUAGCUGUACUGAACCUCACUUAUUUAUCACAGGCAUGAAUCAUAAAUUAACAUUAUCCUUAGUCAUUUUGGCAAGUCAAAAUGACAAAGAAACUUAUCCUUUUGAUAUUUCAGCUGCAUGAAGGAUUUGUUUAUUGGUCUGGAUCUCUAAUCAAGUGAAAAAUUGUCAGUCAGAUGAAAAAACCCUGUCUAUUCAACAUCAUAAAGACGACUUGAGUCUUGAGGUUCUUUACUGUAAACGUCAACAAAUAUUUGCCCAUUAAAGCGCAUACUACUAAGGUCA
Ictalurus punctatus (channel catfish) is the source of this 2492-nucleotide messenger RNA. It is a transcript of the gene elp4, whose product is annotated as elongator acetyltransferase complex subunit 4. NCBI's taxonomy places the organism in Eukaryota, Metazoa, Chordata, Actinopteri, Siluriformes, Ictaluridae. The transcript has 10 exons. Gene Ontology annotation, cellular component: transcription elongation factor complex; cytoplasm; elongator holoenzyme complex. The record is from RefSeq and is a predicted model, not a curated record. Bases 1 to 1170 code for a protein of 389 amino acids. Gene Ontology annotation, biological process: tRNA wobble uridine modification.